This is a messenger RNA of Procambarus clarkii (red swamp crayfish), 1050 nucleotides long. The record is from RefSeq and is a predicted model, not a curated record. NCBI's taxonomy places the organism in Eukaryota, Metazoa, Arthropoda, Malacostraca, Decapoda, Cambaridae.
AGAUUAUAUCUCCUCUCCCCUAACAUGAAAUUGCUGGUUACUGUGGUCGUGGCUGUGGUGGUGGCUCGGGGUAGCGCUGUAGUCAGCUCCUCGUCCCACAUCUCCUUCGGAGGCUCAUCUCAUGGCUCUUUAGGGGCUACAUCUCAUGGCUCCGGCUUUACUCGACCUCAUGAAUCGUUUUCUGCACCUCAUAGCUUCUCAAAACCUGUCCAGCAAGGUUCCGCUCUCUCCAGACCUCAUGGUUCUCUGAGUGGCUUUGAUCAUGGCUCAUCUCAGUUGUCUCAUGGUAGCUAUACACCACCACGGCCAACCUAUGGUGCUCCUGUUGACACCUACUCUCCUCCCAAGGCAACCUAUGGUGCUCCUGUUGACACCUACUCUCCUCCCAAGGCAACCUAUGGUGCUCCUGUUGACACCUACUCUCCUCCCAAGCCAACCUAUGGUGCUCCUGUUCACACCUACUCUCCUCCCAAGCCAACCUAUGGUGCACCUGUUCACACCUACUCUCCUCCCAAGCCAACCUAUGGUGCACCUGUUCACACCUACUCUCCUCCCAAGCCAACCUAUGGUGCUCCUGUUGACACCUACUCACCACCUCAAGACAUCUACGGUGUCCCUACAAAUACUUAUGGAGUGCCACAUGACACCUUCUCACCUGCACAGGACAUCUACACAGUGCCAACUAAUGCUUAUGGUUUGCCACUUGACACCUACACACCACCAAGUUAUGGCGGCUAUCACUAAGGCGAAGACACAUCAAGAGGUUUCAGAAGCAUGAGACUAUUUGCUUCUUCACGAGAUUGCAAAGGGGCUUCCAUCCCCAAGGAACUGUGGUUCUUCUUGUGGCGACUGUGGCACCUCGUAGUCUCCCAUGGUACCCCUUUCUCGACUAUGGCACCCCGUGGUCGAGAAUGGCGCUCUUGCCUGUGAUUGAUUCCUGAACAUCGCUCAACAUGUAAAAUAAGAAUGUGUCCCCAAGGUUGCUACACUUCUAAAUAUAUUUGUAUUUAUUUUAUUAAUGUGAAAAGAUAACAAUAAAUAGAAUGCAGU